AUGGGCCCUUCGUUGACGCUGUGGAGGUUUCUGCUGUUGAAGGUGCUCACGCUACUCUCUCACCACUCUCUCCUGCGCGGUCAAAGCAUUCGCGAUAUCACGCUCCCCGACAUAUUCCUGUACCGAGUUGCGAGCACCUCGUCAGUGAACCCGGAGAACCAGCCGGUCGUCAUGGUCAUCUCUGCGCAGAACUCGAAGACGUCCAAGGAUGCGCGUCUGCAGCAGAGCUACGCUGCGCGGCACCUCGAAGCGGAGUUGUGUGCUGUCGGUGAGACGGGCUUGUGGUUGCACUUCAUCCUCGACCAGAUCGGCCAGUUUCACGGCGUCCGCCUCAUUCCGCAGGUGGACACCAGCACACGCGCAAGCUGGUACAAGAAGCACCUCUUCUUCGCCAAAAACGACACCGACCAAGGGGAGCUCUCCGCGGCAAGCCAACAACGCUGGACGCGGCAGUUGUGGGACAAGAACGGGGUGUUCUGCAAGAGGAACGUGCACGCCGCUCGAGCCGGAGGGGCACAGGAGCUGGCCAUCGACGGCACGCCGCUCGCCGAGAUCGCGGAGCUGGGUCACUGGGCGCUCGACAAGAUGACGCGAGCGUACAUCACCGCCAUUCCGGUGGGGGUGGUGAUGAAGAGGGCCGGUUACUCUGGUUACAAGCAGGACUACUUCUUGGGUCGGAGCAGGGUGCCGCCCUCCGAGAAGCUCCUAAAGCUCCUCGCCGAGCACAUCUUCGCCAGCGACGACGACAUGCUGAAGACGGCGGAAGGGAAGGCUGCCAAUGGGUCCGACGCCGACAAAGCCGCGGUGCACUUCUGGCGCACACUCCAGAUGCUGCGCCGCAUCGUCGCCGAGGACCUAGCGGUGAAGCUGGUCCGCACACCAUGGCACCCGUACGUCCAAGGCUCCAUGCUCUGCCGGAUCCCCCUCUUCCAUCACUGGGCGAAACGGGUCGAGAGGGUCGACACCGAGACGAUCAACAAGCGUUGGGACCCGACCCAAAUUCAGGCAGAGGAAGGUGAUCGAGUGCGCCGCGAACGAGAAGUUGACUUCCAGGAGGAGCUCGAGAAGCGCGACGACACCAUCGCGUCGCUCACCGCCGAGAUAACCCAUCUCACCGAGGCACUCCGUGUGUCAGAAGCACGGAGAGUGCCGGAGGCCCCGCCAUCGGCUCCCGCGCAAGCUCCCAGCGAGGGUGGCUCGGCGGAUUCGGCCAACAUGGGAGCGGGAGCCGACAGAGGGGACGAGAAACCCCCGCCGCCCCCACAGACGGACAAGGAGGCUAGUUACGAGCUCAACGUGGUACAACCGUGGCGGGAGGCCAAGACCGUGAGGGACGCCUGGCACCUCUGGAACUCCGCAACCUCCAAUGACACCCGUCGGCUUUGCGACAGAUUCGCCGAGCCGGGCUUCGUCGACCGCCACACCCUCCUGUCAGGCGCGACGCAGGGUGCACUCAACAUGAGGGUGCGCCGCAUGCUGAGGGUCAUGGAUGCGGUGCGCCAGCUACGCGCAAGCGACGGCGACGCCGACACCGAGGCCGUGGUCGAUGCACUUCACAGGAUCGCGACACCGGGCAUUGGGACCUUCGCCGAUGCCCUCACGGUGCUCAAACCGGGUACGGCACCGAUGUUGUCCAAGGAGCCUGGCAUGGGAGUCAAGGGGCUGGGCCCCAAGAUGCCGAAGACCAAGGCCGACCUGGCGAGGCCGACCGCACCUGCCAUGUCGACAGCACUGGCCAAGCCGACCGCACCGGUGCACCGUCCUCCGACCAAGCGCAAGAAGUCGGCAUGA
Molecule: messenger RNA, 1791 nt
Organism: Closterium sp. NIES-65
Lineage: Eukaryota; Viridiplantae; Streptophyta; Zygnematophyceae; Desmidiales; Closteriaceae
Source: the annotation of a GenBank genome assembly